Molecule: messenger RNA, 1977 nt
Organism: Synchytrium microbalum
Lineage: Eukaryota; Fungi; Chytridiomycota; Chytridiomycetes; Synchytriales; Synchytriaceae
Exons: 12
Coding region: 1-1977 (658 amino acids)
Biological process (GO): regulation of cilium beat frequency
Cellular component (GO): axoneme; ciliary basal body
Source: RefSeq, a predicted model, not a curated record
AUGUCAGCUGACGAAAUCCUACGUCACAUAAUCCGUGACGUCUCUGCACGUGCAACACGAAUCCUUCGAACCCAACGAGCUCAACAUCCACCACUCGUAACCGCCAUAUCAGCCGCCACACUACCAACCACUUUAUUCGCUACGACACCAUCAAAUCCAUAUGCCGGUGGUGUUUCAGAUCGUUUGUCUGCCUUUGUUAUUCGCAGUAUUGUUAUGGAUGAACGUGAAGGAUUUAGAAUUGAAGCUGAAAUGACGAAAGAGCAGGUUGAAAAGCUGGUGAAACGCGCUUCUGAUUUGACGGGUGGGGCUGUUGGUGGGAUUGUGUGGGAGACUGUUAGGAUGCAGGUUGAGUUUGAUGGCGGAUUUGGAAAUCAAGCCGAGUUUCUGUCCAAGGAGAAACAAGCUCGAAUUCAAAGUGUGUCGAAUGUCGCAAAGGAGAUUUUGGAGGCUAAGACCAAGUCGAUCGCUGCUUACGACGCUCUCUAUGGCAAAAUCAUAACGUAUUUACUGGCAAGAUCAUACAUUGGAUCACCUACAGAUUUGAAGGCCGUUCGUGAAACUACAGCUGCUCUUGAAUCUGUCUUCCCACCAUCAGAAUUGGGAGCCUUCAUUGCUCUCGGCAGACAAGAACGAGAGGCACAAUUAACAGGUCUCAUGCAACUCGUCAUGGGAAUUAGAUUGUUCAAUAUGAAGCUUGGAAAGGGUGGUGAUUCUAUUGAAAAAUUGCCCGAUCUGUGUAAUCGCGAAUUACGAGAACUUUCCGACCUAGUUAAGACAAUGAUGACCUCUUCCGAAAAUCUCGUGCAAGUUUAUUCAGCCGCAAUUCAAUUCCUCUCACAGCAAGAAUAUGCACCCGAAACACCAUCAAUCACUCAGCUGAAAUCAGGCCUAAUUUUUCAACGACAACUGUUAACCUACUUGGACGCUCUUGAAGAUACGUGCCAAAGAUCAAAUACGGCAUUGACGGCUCUCAGCGCUCGUUUCGAGUCAAGUAUCCAGGAAUUGAAAUCCACGUGUCGGGCCAAGACUGCUGUGCCUGUUGAUCAAGUUUACCCACAAUUCAUUGCUAUCUCAGCCUUAUGGAUGGCAUGGCUAGAUGAACUGUACUUGCUAGCAUUUAGACAAGGACUCGUAUCACAAUUAGAAGCUCAUUCCCGGAAUGCCUUUGUGGAAAUUCCAGAAUCGUUGAUGAAUUCUCUUGAUCCAUUGAAACGGGACAUUGAACCUGAGAUUCUUAAUGAUCAAUCAAUCAUUGCACGUGCAACAGAAGUCAUGGUUGCCAUACCACCUUUGAAUCGUGCUAUAGAAGUCAUUCAUCCUGGAAACUCGACACAGUAUUGGAAGUUGCCUGUUGAAUACGGCGGAUACUGCCCAGUAACGCUAGUCCAACAACAAGGCCUUCUUGUACCCGGCGACAAAUCGAUCUGCCUCUUGAAAUACCGAUCACGGUUGUUUGCUGUAGCUAGUAAAGCAUGCGCUCUAGCAUUUGCCAGAAACCCAGACGGAAUCAUGGAACAAGUGCUGGAAUGGGGUCGCCAAAGUCCUGACUUGGUGGGAGUCUUGUGUUUGGCCGGGUGGUUUCCUACUGUGGAAGUCUUAGAUAAUGCAAAAUUCUUCCCCAAGAACAAGCUCUUUACAAGACCACCGCUAUGUGCUGAUGCUGCAAGCCAAGUCGAUACGCAUAUCGUGGACCAACAUGUGGAUCCAAAGUACCAGUGGAAUGAAUGGGAGCUUCGAAGGCAGGCUUUGAUGCUGGUCGCACUGAAAACCAAACUGACACAUUCAGCACAAACGGAUGUUUCACACUUCCGACGCGAUUCUGAGACUCAGCACUACCAGCCAAAAGUCCAAGAAACGCAAACAAGACGUGACGCAGGAACAACCAUACCCAAGAAAGUCAACUAUAUGGCUGGUCUACGUGGAAGCACUCAACCAGGAAAGUUCAAGAUACUGGAUUUGACAAUAGAACGGAAGUAA